AUGGUGUAUCUCGCUAUACUGGCUUCCACCACCAUUCUCCUUUGUGGAAUUUUCCUUCACCCGGCCGCACAACAGUGCUUUCAGUACUCUGAGCCCAACACGGCUUUAGUAGACUCAGCGUACAAGACCAUUGACGUAGCGAACCUCGGCGAUUGCAACCUCAAGUGUGAUGAAGAUGAGAAGUGUCUCAGCGUCAACUACUGGAAGGGAGAAAGGAAGUGUGAUUUGAAUAACGCGACCAAGGCCAUGUACCCAGAGCGAGAGAAGAAAGACAGGACCGCCAUCUACGCCAACAUUCGCGAGGGCGAAAGAUCGAUUGCUGUAGCUGGAAACUGCGCCGAUGUGCUGAGAGCCGGCGGAAAGAGCGGUGUGCACGAAGUGAAGCAAUCAGAGGACAUCGAUACGUUCAAGGUGUACUGUGACCAGACCACAGAUGGCGGGGGAUGGACCGUGUUCCAGAGAAGACAAGACGGGUCCGAAGACUUCUACCGUGGAUGGGCCGAUUACAAGUCGGGUUUCGGUAACCUGACGGGAGAGUUCUGGCUUGGUCUUGACAAGAUCUUUGCCCUGACCCAUCAAACUGAGAACACACUCCGUGUUGACUUGAUGGACUGGGCUAACAACACCAGAUUCGCCGAGUACGAGGAGUUUGCCGUGAUGGGAGAGAGCGAUUUAUACAAGCUGGCGGUGGGAGACUACACAGGAAAUGCUGGGGACUCAAUGACUUACAGCAAUGGGAUAGCUUUCAGUACCAAGGACAGGGACAAUGACCCACAAAGUUCUAAAAACUGUGUUGUUCUUCACAAGGGUGCGUGGUGGUACCGGAACUGUCAUAGUGCAAAUCUUAACGGUAUGUACCACGGCGGGGGAUCAUAUGCAAAUAAAGUAAGCUGGUACGUGUGGCUUGGACAUGAUUACUCCCUCAAGCGAACCGAGAUGAAAACCAGGCCUGCUGGCUUCACGACAGCAUAACCAAGCCAUCACGCACAGCUCACACCAGAACCGCUUUAUUAACCAAGGUGAAAACGCAACCCAAAGCCGUCAAACUCGAACCAACAAGAAAACGCAACCUGAAGCCGUCAAACUCUAAUCAACAUGAAAACACAACCUGAAGCUGUCAAACUCUAACCAACAUGAAAACGCAACCUGAAGCAGUCAAACUCUAAUCAACAUGAAAACGCAACCUAAAGCUGUCAAGCUGUAACCAACAUGAAAACGCAACCUAAAGCCAUCAAACUCUAAUCAACAUGAAAACGCACCCUGAAGCUGUCAAACUCUAACCAACAUGAAAACGCAACCUGAAGCCGUCCAACUCUAACCAACACGAAAACGCACCUUGGAGCUGCCAAACUCUAAUCAACAUGAAAACGCAACCUGAAGCUGUCAAACUCUAACCAACAUGAAAACGCAACCUGAAGCUAUCAAACUCUAACCAACAUGACAACGCAACGUGAAGCUGUCAAAUUCUAACCAACAUGAAAACGCAACCUGAAACCGUCAAACUCUAAUCAACAUGAAAACGCAACCUGAAGCCGUCAAACUCUAAUCAACAUGAAAACGCAACCUAGAUCUGUCAAACUCUAACCAACAUGAAAACGCAUCCUGAAGCCGUCAAACUCUAAUCAACAUGAAAACGUAACCUGAAGCUGUCAAACUCUAAUCAACAUGAUUUCAAACGCAACCUGAAGCUGUCAAACUCUAAUCAACGUGAAAACGCAACCUGAAGCCGUCAAACUCUAAUCAACAUGAAAACGCACCCUGAAGCUGUCAAACUCUAACCAACACGAAAACGCAACAUGAAGCCGUCAAACUCGAACCAAUAUAAAGACACUCUUAGAUUGCACCCCUUAACUUGGAGAAGCUGUCAUCUGUCAAAGUGCCGUAUCAUUUGGCUCUAAGUCACGUCUAGUACGGGAAAGCACCUCACAAAAGAAUACGUGGGCUGAAGCUAGUUCAAAGCUGGCAUCCAUAAAAGAAAACGUUAUGGAAUUUCUCAAUCUCGAUCAACUAUCGCCGCCAUAUAGGCAACUUGGACUAAGAAGUCACGUGACGUUUUCAAAAUCAAAUUCAAGCCAAAAAAAAAAGAAAUAGCUAGACCCAUUACGUCAUAGAGCGACAAAAAACUAUGCUUUUGUGUCCAACAAAGCCUGUUUUUCUCUCGCUUGUACCCUUGCUAUCGUGUCCUUCACGAGCCCCACCCAUCCACCCAUAGCGUGUUGCACAGAAAUCUGAUGAUGACGAGGAACUAAUAUUGAAUUUCCUGAAACAAUCUCGUUUGAGCGUUACCGAAAUAAAGAAAUCAUGAAAUCGGGGGGGGGGGGGGGGGGGGUCUCACAGCCGCGCUCCUACUGGCUUCCUUAUCAAGUGAAAAAGAAAUGGGGAGCACGGGCCCCACCUAUAGGCGUUACGACACUGCUUUUUUAUAUGUUCCCUUAAUCAUCCUUACACGAUAACACAAGGAUCACGGGAGAGCUGCCUCCUCUACGAUGCUAACACGGUCACCGCAUUCUGCUUUUCGAUUAGUCCGCUGCGAUAUUGCUAAUUUAUGCACCUUUGUUUAGGAAUUACACCGCCUAAGUAUGUUCUGAAUAUGUUUGGAAAAGCUAAAAAAUUGCGAACAAUGUUUAAGUUGUGUAAGCACGUGUGGCCUAGUUGCUAGCGCGUCGGCCUUUUACUGCUGUGGCCGAGGUUCGAAUCGGCUCAAACUGGGGAUUUUUUUCCGGGUUCCUGCCCUAACUGGAAUUCGCGUCACAAGUGAGUUGACGUUUACACUGGGUACCAGAGUCUCGAGCUUCUGUCGUUUAUUAUGCCCGUUUGUUUACUUCGCUCCUCUUUGUCAGUAAAGGGCGCAAAGUAAACGAACGAAGCUCAAAAGAAUUUGGUACCCAGGGUAGUUGAAGUUAUUGUUAUUCCAUGUUUCCAGUUUCCAGGAGGUGGAGUGGGUGACGAUCAAUCCCCUCUUUCGACGGGUUUCUAGUACAAUACCUUACUUGCAUUUAAUUUUCGCAAUUUCGCUAUUUUU
Nematostella vectensis (starlet sea anemone) is the source of this 3022-nucleotide messenger RNA. Its product is annotated as fibrinogen C domain-containing protein 1. The coding region runs from base 1 to 972 and encodes 323 amino acids. The record is from RefSeq and is a predicted model, not a curated record. The transcript is spliced from 4 exons. NCBI's taxonomy places the organism in Eukaryota, Metazoa, Cnidaria, Anthozoa, Actiniaria, Edwardsiidae.